Cetraspora pellucida is the source of this 236-nucleotide messenger RNA. The record is from the annotation of a GenBank genome assembly. Lineage: Eukaryota; Fungi; Glomeromycota; Glomeromycetes; Diversisporales; Gigasporaceae.
CAAAAGCUUAUAAUACACUUAAAAUUACAAUGAGCCAAUUUCUUAAUGAUUUAUGGUCUAUUAAAAAGGAUGGAAUGUUAAUUGCUAAUAUUCAUUGGAAAUUUCAAUUAUACUUUAGCUUUGAUUGGAAAUUUCUUGCUAUCUGUUUAGGAUUAAAUACAGCCAAUUCUCUUCAUUUUUGUCCAUGGUGCUUGUGUUCUAAACAACAACAUGGAGAUUUAUCAAAAGAUUGGUGA